AUGCUUGCAAUCAAAUUCUCUGUCCUAGCUCUUGUCAUUGCCGCCAUUCUCGACGUGGUGACAGCCAAUGAUGGAUCUAAUCCAAGUGGACUUUUGGAGCUACCUCAAGGAAAGACCUGUACGGAUAUUCCCAAUGCUGAGUGCGACAAAUACGCAGAGUGUGAAUAUGAUGAAGUAUAUAAUGACUGUGAUUGGUUCGAUGACGAGAAGUACGUUCAAUUACACGGCUAA
Molecule: messenger RNA, 231 nt
Organism: Lichtheimia ornata
Lineage: Eukaryota; Fungi; Mucoromycota; Mucoromycetes; Mucorales; Lichtheimiaceae
Exons: 2
Coding region: 1-231 (76 amino acids)
Source: RefSeq, a predicted model, not a curated record